This is a messenger RNA of Balaenoptera musculus (blue whale), 799 nucleotides long. RefSeq names its product trafficking protein particle complex 2 like (gene TRAPPC2L). The record is from RefSeq and is a predicted model, not a curated record. The transcript has 6 exons. Gene Ontology annotation, cellular component: cytoplasm; nucleus; TRAPP complex. The coding region runs from base 47 to 565 and encodes 172 amino acids. Gene Ontology annotation, biological process: endoplasmic reticulum to Golgi vesicle-mediated transport. Lineage: Eukaryota; Metazoa; Chordata; Mammalia; Artiodactyla; Balaenopteridae.
AAGAUGGCGGUGUGCGUAGCGGUGAUCGCCAAGGAGGCCAGCGCACAUGGGGUGGAUCCUUGUCACUUCAGCCGCCGUCAUCCUUUUCUUGCAGAAUUACCCUCUUUACAUCCGCAGUGUCCCCACGGAGAAUGAGCUCAAGUUUCACUACAUGGUGCACACGUCCCUGGACGUGGUGGACGAGAAGAUCUCAGCAAUGGGGAAGGCCCUGGUGGAUCAGAGGGAGCUCUACCUGGGCCUGCUGUACCCCACAGAGGACUACAAGGUGUAUCCUCGCGCCUGGCAGCGGCUUCGAGUCUGGGGAUUGCCUGCAGUCGCAGGGCGCACUUUAACCCUUCCCAGCUGGGAACUGAUGCAGAGAGAAGGCGAGGUGGCCCAGGGUUUGGGCAGGUUGCCCCGGGGCUUGAAUCAUGCUGUGCAGAUACGGCUACGUGACCAACUCCAAGGUGAAGUUUGUCAUGGUGGUGGAUUCCUCCAACACGGCGCUCAGAGACAACGAGAUUCGCAGCAUGUUCCGGAAGCUGCACAACUCCUACACAGACGUGAUGUGCAACCCCUUCUAUAACCCGGGGGACCGCAUUCAGUCCAGGGCCUUCGAUGGCAUGGUGACGUCCAUGAUGAUACAGGUCUGUUGAGGAGAGCUCUGCAGCCCGUGGCUGGAAGGAAUCGUUCUGUGCAUAACCGUGUUGUUCAGAUGUAUCUUUAUUUCCACUUGUCUCCUCUUGGGUGUCAUGGACGUGCCGCUGGGGGCAGGGCCUCAUGCACAGUGCCUGUUGACUAAAGGUCUUGUGAGAUCAGG